Molecule: messenger RNA, 1441 nt
Organism: Anguilla anguilla (European eel)
Lineage: Eukaryota; Metazoa; Chordata; Actinopteri; Anguilliformes; Anguillidae
Gene: p2ry1
Product: purinergic receptor P2Y1
Exons: 2
Coding region: 290-1381 (363 amino acids)
Biological process (GO): platelet activation; phospholipase C-activating G protein-coupled receptor signaling pathway; relaxation of muscle
Cellular component (GO): plasma membrane
Molecular function (GO): G protein-coupled ATP receptor activity; A1 adenosine receptor binding; ATP binding
Source: RefSeq, a predicted model, not a curated record
CCUGUGCCUGAAGUUUGCCCCUCCCUCUAGCCAGCGAAGUGUGCUGGAGCAGUUUGUAAUUCCUCCGCUUAGCAAGUGCUUGCAGCUGUCUGGUGCCUGUCUCAUACCAACACUGAAUAGAGCAUGGGCAAAACCGUGAGAACAACCCCGCAGAGCAAACUUUGAAAAGGCGAAGCCCGGGACUGCAAGAGACGCAUGCAAUCAAAUACCCAGCUCGCGAUCGCAGGAAUUUAAAUUAAAAAAAAAAAAAAAAACAUAGAUAAGGAAUGUGGGACUCUAAAGCCAGUCAAUGUCGACACAGCUGCCCUUUGCAGACACCAUGACAACAGACUUAAACUUUACUUCACUUCUGAAUGUUUCUGAAAUACAGAACCACACCAGGGGAUGUUCACUUACAAAAACUGGUUUCCAGUUUUAUUACCUGCCGACUGUUUACAUAAUUGUGUUCAUUACUGGAUUAAUAGGAAACAGUCUGGCGAUUUGGAUGUUCGUGUUUCACAUGCGGCCGUGGAGCAGCAUCUCCGUGUACAUGUUCAACUUGGCGCUCGCCGAUUUCUGCUAUGUUCUCUCUCUCCCUUUUCUGAUUUUUUACUAUUUCAACAAAACGGACUGGAUAUUCGGGGAUGUACUGUGCAGGCUGCAGCGCUUUAUUUUCCACGUGAACCUAUAUGGAAGCAUACUAUUCCUGACUUGUAUCAGCGUGCACAGGUACACGGGAGUGGUGCAUCCGCUCAAAUCUCUGGGCCGGCUAAAGAAAAAGAAUGCUAUCUACACCAGCGCGCUGGUGUGGAUCGCCGUGGUGGUUGGAAUCUCUCCGAUCCUGUACUAUUCCCGAACCGGGUUCAAGAACAAUGGAACUACCUGCUAUGACACCACUACAGGGGACGAGCUGCAAGGGUAUUUUAUAUACAGCAUGUGCACCACGGUGUUCGGGUUCUGUAUCCCUUUCAUUAUCAUCCUUGGCUGCUAUGGAUUGAUAGUGAAAGCACUGAUAUGCAAUGACAUGAGUAACGCACCUCUAAGGAGGAAAUCUAUUCACCUGGUAAUAAUAGUAUUGGCUGUUUUCGCCGUUUCGUAUUUACCUUUCCACGUAAUGAAGAAUCUAAAUAUGCGAGCCAGGCUGUACUUUCAGGGUCCGGACAUGUGCGACUUUAAUAACAGGGUGUACGCCACCUAUCAGGUGACCCGGGGACUGGCAAGUCUCAACAGCUGCGUGGACCCCAUUCUCUACUUUUUAGCUGGGGAUACGUUUAGGCGAAAGCUAUCCAGAGCCACUAAAAAGACCCCUAGGAAAGGGGAAGACGUCCUCCGCUCCAAAAGUGAAGAAACUGCGCUCAACAAUUUACCGGAAUACAGAGAAAAUGGGGACAGAAGUCUCUGAAUAUGGCCAUUUCCACCAUUCAGUUUUUUUUUUUUUGUCUUAAAAAAAAAAAAAAAAAAA